UCCCGACCACUCGUCACACACUCUCACUCCACUCCAAAAUUUUCACCGGUGCACCGCACGCAACCCGCAGCUGCACCGGUGCACCGCACGCGUGUAGCAGCGGCCCGGCCCGUGCGCGAUGGCUCUCCUGCUGCGCGGCUGCGUUGCGCCGGUCGUCCGCGCGGCCCCGGCGUUCCGGCGGGCGGGGCUGCUCCCGCGCCGUCGGCUCGUGCCGGUCGCCUCGGCGGCUUCCUCCACGCCGUCCGCGUUGCCCGGCGACGGCGCCACGGCGGUGGCGUCGUCCGAAGCGCGCAGCUACGGGCCCAACGGCCCCAUCGCGCCCACCGCCAAGUCCACCGCCCUCGAGACCACCGUCGAGAGGGUGAUCUUUGAUUUCCGGUUCCUGGCCCUUCUCGCUGUCGCCGGCUCACUGGCCGGUUCCCUCCUGUGCUUCCUCAAUGGUUGUGUCUACAUAAAAGAGGCAUACCAAGUUUAUUGGUCGAGCUGUGUCAAGGGAGUUCAUACGGGGCAGAUGGUCCUCAAAGUCGUCGAGGCCAUCGAUGUGUAUCUUGCUGGAACAGUCAUGUUGAUAUUUGGGAUGGGUCUUUACGGGUUGUUCAUCAGCAAUGCUUCCACUGAGCUGCCUUCUGAAUCAGAUCGAGCCCUGAAGGGAUCGUCGUUGUUCGGGAUGUUCGCUUUGAAGGAACGGCCAAAGUGGAUGAAGAUCACCUCCCUCGACGAGCUCAAGACGAAAGUCGGGCACGUCAUCGUUAUGAUUCUGCUGGUGAAGAUGUUUGAGAGGAGCAAGAUGGUGACGAUCGCCACGGGGUUGGACCUCCUCAGCUACUCGGUCUGCAUCUUCUUGUCGUCGGCGUCUCUGUACAUUCUGCACAACCUCCACAAGGGAGACCACGAGGAGAAUGUAAUGCCAAACUUGUAACUCUUUAAAAUUGUAAAACAAUCAAGUCCGAUUUCUUGUAGCUAUCAAAGGAACUACGAUUUUUUUUU
Phragmites australis (common reed) is the source of this 987-nucleotide messenger RNA. RefSeq lists its product as uncharacterized. The record is from RefSeq and is a predicted model, not a curated record. The transcript is spliced from 5 exons. Lineage: Eukaryota; Viridiplantae; Streptophyta; Magnoliopsida; Poales; Poaceae. Bases 119 to 919 code for a protein of 266 amino acids.